Penicillium verhagenii is the source of this 1551-nucleotide messenger RNA. Its product is annotated as putative mRNA processing protein (Mss51). Gene Ontology annotation, cellular component: extrinsic component of mitochondrial inner membrane. NCBI's taxonomy places the organism in Eukaryota, Fungi, Ascomycota, Eurotiomycetes, Eurotiales, Aspergillaceae. The coding region runs from base 1 to 1551 and encodes 516 amino acids. The record is from RefSeq and is a predicted model, not a curated record. Gene Ontology annotation, biological process: mitochondrial respiratory chain complex IV assembly. The transcript has 3 exons.
AUGGCAGCUGGCUACACCUGUGCCCAAUGCCUUCAGGUGCUCCGCCAGGGAGUCCGGGCCCCAGCUCCCUCGGCUCGCCUGCAGACCCUUGCUCCUUCGCGUCGGAGAAUCACAGCUUCUCCGUGGACUCGCAGCUUUGGCUCGGGACGUCACAACCGUCCAUUGGAUAAAUCCCCAGAAUUGACUCAAGGCGCUAGCAAGGCUACUUCCGCUGUCAAGCCUUCCUCGCCUCCAUCGCUCGCACACCGCGCAGCUUCCACCGCCUCCGGCUCCUCCGUCGAUACACGAGCUAUUUUGAAACAGGACAACCUCUUCCAUUCCUUCUCCAACUCUCCCUCUCCCGAAAUCCGAAAACGCGCUGCCUUCAUUAAGGAAAAUGCCCACUGUCCUCACCCAGAUCACCAACAGACCCGUGUUCCUGUCUCGCCGCAUGACCCCGAGGCACGAAAGACCCAAGAUGCGGCUAACUUGCCCCCGGCCCACUCGCAUUUCGAAUGCCCCGAUUGUGGUGUCCCUGUCUACUGCUCCGAGGGCCAUUGGAUGGAUGACUUCGAGGCUCACUUGGAGGUUUGUGACACGCUUCGCCAAAUUAACGAGGACGACCAUGACCUGCACUCCGGCCGCUUCUUCCCCGAAUUCUCCUACCCAGGUGUCCAGGAUGACAAUUUCGUGGUCAACAUGACCAAUUGGGAUACCCUCAUGUACACUCGCGAGUUUGAGGCAGUCAACUCCGACCGGGCUAUGCGCCAGGUUACCCGGAUGCUCACCUACCCGCAGACUAUUGCUAGUGUCUUGCAUGAGCUCAGCCCAUAUAAUGUCCGAAGCAAGAACCAGCUCACACCCGAGGGAUUGAAGAGCUUGAGCGCCCUCCGAUACUCCCUGCACCCUCCCCGCACCGGUGAAGGUGUCGACGCAAAGGGUCUGCGCUUGAAGGCCCCGCCAGUCCGACUCUUCAUUCUCGGUGCCCGUGCCGAAUCUUCUCUUCCUCGUGAUGUGUGGCUGCAGCUCCAGUACAUGUUCCCCCGCUCCUUGCUGCACCUGAUCUUCAUCGGACCCGAGAGCAUGACUAACCGCGACGCCGAAUACCCGUUGCCGGAGCGCACUCCUGGAAAUCCGUUCGGUGGAAUUGUGGAGGACCGCCUGGGUGGCCAGAUGAAGAUCACCACCUACGUUGAAUACUUCCACACCAUGUACAAGGCAAACUACUUCCAGCCCUUCGAUCCUUACCUGGAUUGCUUCAUGCUCUUCCACCCUGGUCUGGGUCAUCCUUCCAGCUCAGCCGAGUGGCAAGAGACCCUCCCUCAACUGCUUGAGACCAAGGUGCCCAUCCUGUGCACCGGGUACACACAGUGGGAUAUGGAGCGCGAUAUCAACUGGGUGCAUGAGAAGUGUGCCGGCGAGUUCGACAUGCUUCUCGAGCCCGGUGAGAAUAUCUUCCGCAGUCUGCGUUGGGAUUUGAACGACCAGGAUCCGCAUGAUGUUUCAUGUGGUAACUGGGGUUUGUGGGGAUUCCGAGGCAAGAGAUACGAGGCCACUUACAAGAGCGAGUAA